Punica granatum (pomegranate) is the source of this 1037-nucleotide messenger RNA. The record is from RefSeq and is a predicted model, not a curated record. Lineage: Eukaryota; Viridiplantae; Streptophyta; Magnoliopsida; Myrtales; Lythraceae.
CCACAGACUCUCUCUCAGCCACCCGAAGAGAACUCAAUGAGCUGAGCUUAUUCCUCUUUGUCUCUUGCUCUCACCAACCUUCUACUUCCGGAAAUGGCCGGUGAAUGCUAGCUGCCACCGGCUCCUACGCUCCGACCCUCGGGUUGGAUGCGCCGAGCCAGGCUGUGGAGACAACCACUCCGAGGGUCCUUUCCAUACUCUCGGGGGUCCUGGAGCGGCUGGUGGCCCGGAACGACCGGCUCCUGGCGAGCCGGCGAUUCGAGGCUGGAAAGAGCCUCAAGGGAUUCCACGGGGUCAGGGCCCCUGCUAUAAGCUUACCCAAGUAUUUGGAGCGGAUAUACAAGUACACAGGCUGUAGCCCGGCAUGUUUCGUGGUUGGGUACGUGUACAUUGACAGGCUGGUGCAUAGGCACCCCGACUCUCUCGUCGUGUCGCUGAACGUGCACCGCCUGCUUGUCACGAGCGUCAUGGUUGCUUCUAAGGUGCUUGAUGAUGUGCAUUACAACAAUGCGUUCUAUGCUCGGGUUGGGGGAGUGAGCAACGUGGAGCUGAACAGGCUUGAGAUCGAGCUGCUCUUUCUGCUGGACUUUGGAGUUGUGGUCAGCUCUGGGGUUUUCGAGAGCUACUGCCUACACCUCGAAAGGGAAGUCCUCAUCAAUGGCCUGGAAGGGAUGAACAGGAUUGACAAGGCACUUGCGCUGCCCAACAUUGGCCUAGAGCAUGUGCCCGAAAUUCCUGUAGGCAAUACUACGGCAAAAGGAUCUAAUGCUAGUUCUCCUCCUCCUGAUAAGCUCGAAGACUGACCCACAAAUUGCUCUCAUACGGUUCAGUAUCCUCCUCGGAUUUUCUCAUACUCCGGACUCUCUUCUUAGGAAAUCUGCUCUCUUGUAGUACAGUAUCCCCUGCAACCUGCAGUUUUUCAGAUUCUUCAAUUUACGAAGAUUCUCAUGUACCUUGUUCAGAAAAGUUACAGAAAUGAUUCCCAGAAACAUAGUAUGUCCUCGUCUUGGCGAAUGAUCUUGUCGGAAAUUCCACUA